AACCCUAUUUUGUUUAUAAACAUGUUGAAUUUGAUUAAUUUUUGGUAAAAUACGAUCUGGGUUUUUUGUUUUUAGAUAUCUAGAGAAACAAUCGAAUUCUUGACGAAAUUUUGGGGGAGAAGCAAAAAAGGAAAUGGCAGAACAAGGAGGCUUGGAAGGGAGCCAACCAGUUGAUCUUUCUAAGCACCCAUCUGGUAUUGUUCCCAUUCUCCAGAACAUCGUAUCAACUGUGAACUUAGAUUGCAAGUUGGAUCUUAAGCAAAUUGCACUGCAAGCCCGAAAUGCCGAAUACAAUCCCAAGCGUUUUGCUGCUGUCAUUAUGAGAAUCAGGGAGCCCAAAACUACAGCUUUGAUUUUUGCCUCUGGGAAGAUGGUCUGCACCGGUGCUAAAAGCGAACAGCAGUCUAAACUGGCUGCAAGGAAGUAUGCCAGAAUUAUCCAAAAGCUUGGUUUUCCUGCUAAGUUCAAGGACUUCAAAAUUCAGAACAUUGUGGGGUCUUGUGAUGUCAAAUUUCCUAUUAGACUUGAAGGUCUUGCCUACUCCCAUGGUGCCUUUUCAAGUUAUGAACCAGAACUCUUUCCCGGCCUAAUCUAUCGAAUGAAACAACCAAAGAUCGUGCUUCUUAUUUUUGUGUCGGGGAAGAUUGUGAUCACUGGGGCUAAGGUGAGAGAGGAGACAUACACAGCCUUUGAGAACAUAUAUCCUGUCCUUACUGAGUUCAGGAAGAACCAACAAUGAUAUACCAUUGGAUGGGACAUUCACUCUGUUGUGGAUAGGUUUUCCUUUGCAUUGUGUUCAGGGUUGGAUUCGAAGUGUGAAUAUUUGAAGAAUGGGGAUUGGAACCUGGCUUCUUUUGGCUUUGGUUGUCACAAUUUUGUCAUCUUUUUUCCUAUUAAAAUCAGUAUGGUGUUGCGCUUAAAAUGAUGGAAAACUCAAAAAGGGAAGAAGAAACAGAGGAAAAAAAAGGGGUUAUUCUGGGUUUUCCGUUGUAGACAUUUUGCUUUCUAUUAAAAUAAGCUAUGUUAAAAUUUUGACCUUUGAUCGUUCCUGUUUUUGCCAUCUCAGACUCCAGAGCUCACUUGAUGCUACAAAGUGUUGAAAAUAGGUUGUUUUUUAGUCUCAGA
This is a messenger RNA of Hibiscus syriacus, 1125 nucleotides long. RefSeq names its product TATA-box-binding protein-like. Lineage: Eukaryota; Viridiplantae; Streptophyta; Magnoliopsida; Malvales; Malvaceae. Gene Ontology annotation, biological process: DNA-templated transcription initiation. The coding region runs from base 134 to 739 and encodes 201 amino acids. The transcript is spliced from 9 exons. The record is from RefSeq and is a predicted model, not a curated record. Gene Ontology annotation, molecular function: DNA binding; RNA polymerase II general transcription initiation factor activity.